AAUUUGCUUGGUUUACUUUUUAAGUUAUGAUUGCAUAAUACUUGGCAGAGAACUUAGUUGGGAAAGGUGGCCAAGCAGAAGUUUACAAGGGGCUCUUAUCCAAUGGUCAAAUUAUAGCUGUAAAGAGGCUAAUGAAGAAAGAGAAAGAGAAAGAAAAUGAGGAUAGAGUUGGUGAUUUCUUAGGAGAGCUUGGGAUUAUUGCACACAUAAGCCACCCGAAUGCUGCUCGGUUGCUUGGGUUUGGCAUCGAUGGUGGUUUGCACCUUGUACUCCAAUUUUCCCCACAUGGCAGCUUAGCUUCUCUACUUUUUGGUUCAGAAGAAUCUAUGGACUGGAAGGUCAGGUUUAAGGUAGCAGUUGGGAUAGCAGAAGGCUUGCGAUAUCUCCAUCACGAAUGCCACAGGCGCAUUAUUCACAGAGACAUCAAGGCCUCUAAUAUCCUACUAACCGAAGAUUAUGAAGCUCAGAUAUCUGAUUUUGGACUAGCGAAGUGGCUCCCAGAAAAAUGGACUCACCAUGUUGUAUUCCCUAUUGAAGGCACAUUCGGGUACUUGUCUCCAGAGUAUUUUAUGCACGGGAUUGUUGACGAGAAGACGGAUGUAUUUGCAUAUGGUGUUUUAUUACUGGAGCUCAUAACAGGUCGCCGCGCAGUUGAUUCAACUCAGCAAAGCCUUGUGAUAUGGGCGAAACCACUUCUGGAUGCUAGU
Molecule: messenger RNA, 707 nt
Organism: Prunus avium (sweet cherry)
Lineage: Eukaryota; Viridiplantae; Streptophyta; Magnoliopsida; Rosales; Rosaceae
Source: RefSeq, a predicted model, not a curated record